Photinus pyralis (common eastern firefly) is the source of this 1891-nucleotide messenger RNA. RefSeq names its product probable histone-lysine N-methyltransferase CG1716. The record is from RefSeq and is a predicted model, not a curated record. NCBI's taxonomy places the organism in Eukaryota, Metazoa, Arthropoda, Insecta, Coleoptera, Lampyridae. The transcript has 3 exons. The coding region runs from base 626 to 1876 and encodes 416 amino acids. Gene Ontology annotation, molecular function: histone H3K36 methyltransferase activity.
AAAUGAAUAGACACUUUAAUCGAAAAAAGGCAGUCGCAGCUUCAAUUUGUGUAGUAAUAGUAAACAAAGUCUAGUUUCAACGUUUGGGAAUUCUAGAACCUGGCGUUGUCAAUACUUUCCCCCAAAAUAUCACGUGCAAGUGCAAUAAAAAUCGCGCGCGACCGCUAACCUGCAAUUGCAAGUGAAUUGCCAAAAUGAAUCAGCUGUUUCUCAAACGCGCAUGCUUCUGGGCAAGUUUUAUUGUGUAUUGCAUGGUCUUGCAUGAAGAAUUGCAGUAUGUAAAGCGGCCUUUAGAAAAGUUGUUGAUGGCAGUUGUUUGGGGGGUGGUUUGAUGCUUUGCUUCAUUUUAAGGGGAGCAAAGUGGAAGAAACGUUUCAACUUUCAAUUAAACAUAACAGAUACUACAAUUACAUAACUAGCCAACUAAAUAUUAGGAGAAACUAAAGAGUAAACAACACUGGACCUACCAUCUUCAGCUUGUAUUAGCCCACAUUACACUUUGUUCCCAGUCCAAAGUAAUUUGUAGUACCUGUGUAAAGUGAAUAAUCGGAAGAAAUGUUAUCAGCUGUUCUUUGCAGUGUUUUUAUGUGGUGAAUUAUGGUUUUCUUUUAGGAUUAGUUUGAAGAUGGCACCAAAAAAGAAGAAAAACACAAAUGGUUCAAAAUCUAGCAGAAAAAGUCGUUCAGAUACAAGCACUGAUACACAGAAAACCGAUUUUAUCAACUUUGAAAAGAAGCCAAAUCUCAAAAACUUUGGUAAAUAUCGAUCUCUUUUAGAAAAUCCAGAGGAAGCUCAAAGUAUAGACUGUCCCGAGCACAAUGAAUCAGAAAAUAUCGAUUUUGAAGAACUAAUCUCUGUAAGUUGUAUAAAUUCAUCGGGACUGAAAAUGGAUGAUCAAUUUACUGAUCCGGCCAUACAUAUAACUGAGAUACGAGCUAAAGCGGAUGCCGAUUGCCUAGCGACAGAUAUAUCUUCGCAACUGUCUAACUUGGUAGUAACAGGAGACACCAAGCAUGUUGAUCGAGAUGUUGGUGUAAAAUGUGAGAUGGAUGCGACACAAAUAGAGUUGUCUGAUCAUAUUUUUAAUGAUAAUGCGCAAACAUUCACCGGUGAAUGUGUUCCUGCAGAGAUUAUACCUGUAGCUAGUGAACAAGAAGUCGAAUCCGAAGUUGUUAUCGAAUUCGCACCUUCUACGGGCAUCAAGGAUGAAACUUCUGAGAAUAUGAAGUCUGAGAAAAAACCAAAGAGUAAAAGUCGAAGUUCUAAGAGUUCAAAAUCAUCGAGAAGCAGAAGUACUGCACGAAAAAAGUCCUCUUCAACACCGAAACUCGAGUCCAAACCUAAAAAGGAGGCCAGUAGCAAACCUAGAGCGAAGAAGACGGAUAAGGAGUUAAUGGACGUUUUGAUGAGCUUGGAUAAUUCAAUAAGGCGUUCUAGUAGAAUAAAAUCAAUUUGCGAAAAACAGACGCAAAACAAAAACGAAGGUAAGGGUGGAAAAGGCAGCACCGAUUCAGACCUUUCCGAAAGCGGUCAAGCCGAUGAUAAUAUACCGACGGACGGCUCAAAUCCUCCGAAUCCAGUUGUGGAAAGUGAAGCGGAAGUUAAACCUGUGAAGGUGAAGUCACGUUGGCGGCGUUCCAGCGAAUUAGAAAUGGAGGUGGAGGCUGAUAAGGUUUUAAGUAGCGCUGAAGAAAUUAAAGGUAGAUUAAAGCAAUUCAUACAUCUGAAAGAGAAUCAGUAUCUGACCGGAAGGGUCACUUGUAAAGAAGCUAGAAAGAUGGUUUGCGAUUGCAUGUUGACGAAUGAAGAAAUUGAAAAGGGUGAAGUUGGCUGUGGGGAAGAUUGUCUCAAUCGCUUGCUGUUAAUUGAAUGGUAGGUAUGACCCAAAGUC